Lachancea mirantina is the source of this 1572-nucleotide messenger RNA. The record is from the annotation of a GenBank genome assembly. Lineage: Eukaryota; Fungi; Ascomycota; Saccharomycetes; Saccharomycetales; Saccharomycetaceae.
AUGCUGGUCAACAUAAAAAGUCUUUUUACUUUGGCUGCGGCGACAGCACUUGUUCGUGGACAAGAGCAAGCCACUGCGCCAGAAGAUUCCGCGGUCGUCAGACUUACUACGGAUACCUUUGAAGAUUUUGUCAAGACGCACCCACUUGUUUUAGCAGAAUUUUACGCACCUUGGUGUGGUCACUGCAAAACGCUUGCCCCACACUACGUGGAGGCUGCUGCGGCACUUGAGAGUAAGAACAUUUCCCUAGCUCAGAUUGACUGUACUGUUGAACACGACCUAUGUAUGGAACAAGGUAUUCGUGGAUACCCUACAUUGAAGGUGUUCAAGAGCAACCAAUUCGAAAGUCCAGCGGAAUAUCAAGGCGGCAGAACUGCUGACGCGAUUAUCUCGUACAUGGUUAAGCAAUCUUUGUCCCCGGUCACUGUUCUAGAGGGCGAAGACGCUGCUGCUGACUUUAAGGAUCUAUUGGAAGAGUCUGGACAACCAGUCAUCGUUGACUCUGGUGUCGAAGGUGCCAACGCCACGUUUUACGAGUUAGCUGAUCUCUUUAGAGAUGACUUCACUUUUGUGCAAUACGCUCAAGAGGGCAAGGGCAAUCUAGCCAUUUACCUACCAAAGUCUGAUGAUCCUAUUGUUUACGAUGGCAAGCAGACUACUCUAGCUGAUCUUUUGGAAUGGCUCUCUGUUGAGACCAAACCAUACUUUGGUGAAAUCAGCGGAGAAACCUACCAAAGCUACAUGGCCUCGGGUCUACCACUCGCGUACUUUUUUUACUCCUCCCCUGAGGAACGUUCCACCUACGAGGAAUUUUUCACCAAAUUAGGCAAAGAACACAGAGGUAAGUUGAAUUUUGUUGGUCUAGACGCCAGCUUGUACGGUAAACACGCCGAGAACUUGAACAUGAAAGAGCAAUUUCCUCUAUUUGUGAUUCAUGACUUGGGGAAGAACCUCAAGUAUGGUCUACCACAAUUGUCUGAGGAAGAAUUUGAAAAACUAGAGAAGUCUUUGGAACUAAAGACGAAGGAUGUGGCCAAAUUCGUCAAGGACUUUUUCGCAGGCAAAUUGGAAGCAGUCGUCAAGUCCGAAGAAAUUCCUGAAGUUCAAGAGUCUUCUGUUUUCAAGAUCGUCGGUAAGAACCACGACGAAAUCAUCAACGACGCCGAAAAGGAUGUGUUGGUUAAAUAUUACGCUCCGUGGUGUGGCCAUUGCAAGAGAUUAGCUCCUAUUUUCGAAGAACUUGCUGAAGUUUAUGCUUUUGACUCUGAUGCUAAGGACAAAGUCCUAAUCGCUGAUGUCGAUGCUACUUUGAACGAUGUCAACGUGGAGAUUGAAGGAUACCCAACUUUGUAUCUAUACCCAGCCGGUAACAAAUCCGUUCCUGUCGUCUACCAAGGCGCAAGAACCAUUGAGUCCUUCUUGGAGUUCAUUGAGGAAAAUGGAUCCAAUGGUGUUAACGGAGCCGAAAUCCUAAAGCGGAAAGCUGCCGAGCAGGAGGCCGCCAUUGAGGACGGAGAUGCCGAAGAAGAAGAAGUCGUGGAAGAGGCUGAAGUUGAGCACGAUGAGUUGUAA